AUGACCAUCGAGAGCAAACCGCCGCCGGCGCGUCGUCCCAUGCAGAUGGAGGCGGCCGCCGACAGCACAAAGACGGUCGCACAGCAGCCGCCCAUGGAGCCCCGCCCCGCGGCGACAGUCGACGCGUCGCAGGCCAGCCUGCGCGGCGGCAAUCUGAGUCUGGGGUGCCACUGCUGCCACGGCAGCUGUUCGUUUUACAAGUCGUGCUGUUGA
Molecule: messenger RNA, 213 nt
Organism: Sporothrix schenckii 1099-18
Lineage: Eukaryota; Fungi; Ascomycota; Sordariomycetes; Ophiostomatales; Ophiostomataceae
Exons: 2
Coding region: 1-213 (70 amino acids)
Source: RefSeq, a predicted model, not a curated record